AUGCCAACCUAUCGAAGCAUCACCCUUACCUUGCACUCGCAGUUCGAUAUCGAGACGUUGCCCGAAUAUCUUCCUCGUCCGCAAGCAUACUAUACCGAGCGCGAUAUAGUUGGCAAUGUUCCGCCUCUUAUUGACGAAAAGGCCUCGAUAUGCAGUGUCUACGUCCCGGCGCUGCCUGGCAGCCAAUUCUGGAUCGGCUACUCGGUGUCGCCGCCGGUGCCUGAAGACCAGCAGUUUCUUUUCAAGCUCUUCAUCAACGGCACGCAUAUCGUGAGUUGGUCUACCGGAAAAGAGGAGAGGUGGAGGGGAAAGACAAUGUUUGGGCUGUAUGAGAGGGAGGACGAGAGCGGGAAGAGGCGGACUGAGAAAAGAGUGCUGUGCUUUACAUCGCCCGAUAAGAAAGAUGGGCAGUGGAAAGACGUUCCAGAUGCGUUUGACGAGGAGUCUUACAUGGAGCUACGAGUGCAUCGUGCACACGCAAGGAAGAGGAUCGAACGGAAGAUUGAGGAUUUCAAGAAGACGGAACAUGCGAAGAGCAGACGCGGAGUAGACCUCGUGAAUGCAGGUCGCGCCGGGCCGGAACAGCCAAAGCGCUUCUACAAAUUUGCGCUUAUCGACCCUACCGAUCAGCCAUUCGCUACCUUCCGAUAUUACUACCGCACUUGGGAACAGAUCAAUCAGCUGGACUUGUUGAAGGACGGUGUCGGCGAGCCCGGAGAUGACACAGAUAUGUCCGUGAUCGAGCCGUAUGAAGGCCCCGACAUGGUGCCGCAAGAGCCGGAGGGGAGCGAAGGAGUGAUUGAGGGAGAGCCAGGGGACGUCUUUGGGCCGAGUGACGAGGGCACAACCGAUUUCCAGCCACGCGCAUAUGUUCCUUCUGGUGCUCCGGGCUCGCGUACUUCCGGAAGGUACUCGAUUGAGCAAGCUUUAGCUGAGUGUCACAGCGGCGGCGUGACUCUACCGCAGUUCUACCGUCUCUCUAUUCCGCCAUCUUGCCGGCUUUACCCGCCCGCACCUUCAUCGCGACCGCUCCCGUCUCUCCCCCGAAAGAAUGACACGUCGCCCCGCGAGACGAGUUACCGGCCUCAUCCAGCGUAUCCAGUCGACGAGUGGGCUAUAAGGACACCGAGCCCCGUCAAAUCGAUCCGCGACGGUAUAUCAACGCCGCCUUUGGGCAAAAGAAGGGGCUUCACGCCUACGUCGCUGAUGAACGCUAUUGCGACCACGUGGAAGCGUCGGGGAACACCGAGCUCAGAGUUGACAAGCGACUCAGGCAGCAGGAAUGCACCCAGGAGCGUUUCCCGAGGGGAUGGAUAACCAGUUGAAUGAAAGGGAGUCUCGGAGGGGGUUGCUUGCAUUGGGAAGAGAGGCGGCAGAAUCAGUGCAUUGCACGCGUGGCCCCGAGGAAGCGUGAUGGAGGCAUCGUUCUGGAGCUUCUGCAGUCGAGGAGCGUCCAGCGCUUGUAUUCAAA
Molecule: messenger RNA, 1471 nt
Organism: Trematosphaeria pertusa
Lineage: Eukaryota; Fungi; Ascomycota; Dothideomycetes; Pleosporales; Trematosphaeriaceae
Exons: 2
Coding region: 1-1317 (438 amino acids)
Source: RefSeq, a predicted model, not a curated record